Molecule: messenger RNA, 3002 nt
Organism: Oryzias latipes (Japanese medaka)
Lineage: Eukaryota; Metazoa; Chordata; Actinopteri; Beloniformes; Adrianichthyidae
Gene: etv1
Product: ETS variant transcription factor 1
Biological process (GO): cell differentiation; regulation of transcription by RNA polymerase II
Cellular component (GO): nucleus
Molecular function (GO): sequence-specific DNA binding; DNA-binding transcription factor activity, RNA polymerase II-specific
Source: RefSeq, a predicted model, not a curated record
AAAAAAAAUUGGCGCUGAUUAGCAGAAGCGCAGUUCGUAUUGCAAGGCGCGUGACUGACCGUCAGAAACCUGAUCCCGCGUUCCGCUGAAGGCGGAGCCCCCCCCUCACAGGAGGCGCGCCUCUCGGAAGCGGCGCGCAGGCGGCAGCCGGACUGCGCACACCCCCGGCCGCAGCCGCUCUGUGGCUGAGAGCGGAGCGGCACAGACAGGUAAGCGCGUGCGGCUCCCAUCACGGCGCGAGGAGGACGCGUCCCCGCGCGCGCUCGUUCAUAUCACGCACGGCGCGUAAAUGCGAAGUUACUGUUGUUCAGCCGUUUCUGCGCGAACUCCGACCCAAAGUUCCCGGAUUCUUUUUUCAUCCGUUUUUCUGCGCGCGCGCUCACUUUGCGCAGCAGGAUGGACGCGUUUCAGGACCAGCAGGUGCCAAACUCCAAAAAGCAGCGAGAGGAGACGGGAGGCUGCCAGAGACCCGCCGACGACAGGAGGAGGAGGAGGAGGAAGAGGAGAGUCAUUGACCUGGCCCUGGACUCUGAAGAGCUCUUCCAGGACCUCCGUCAGCUGCAGGAGACCUGGCUGGCAGAAGCUCAGGUUCCCGACAACGAUGAGCAGUUUGUUCCAGACUUCCAGACCGAAAACUUGGCGUUCCACGGACUGCAGCUGAAGAUCAAGCGGGAGCUGCACAGCCCCUGCUCCGAGCUGAGCUCCGCCUGCAGUCAGGAGCGGCCCUUCAAGCUCCAGUAUGGAGAGAAGGGCCCCUACAGCAUCAGUGCCUAUGAGCAGAAGCAGCUUGCAGGAAUGAAGCCUUCCAGCCCGGUGACGCCUCCCAGCAGCAACCCCGUGUCCCCCAUCCACCAUGGCUCGCCGACGGCGGCGCCGACCCCUAAACCGGAGCGAACGUUCGGCCACAUGGCGCCCUCGCAGCCGCUGCCGGACGGCGCCUACUCUCUGGACCACAGGUUUCGCCGGCAGCUCUCCGAGCCGUGCCACUCUUUCCCCUCCCCGCCGUCGAUGGCCCGGGACAGCCGGCCCAUCUACCACCGGCAGAUGUCGGAGCCCAACAUCCCCUUCCCUCCGCAGGGCUUCAAGCAGGAGUACCCCGACCCCCUCUUUGAGCACCCCGCCAUGAUGGGAGCGCCGCUCCCCCACGGAUACCCCGCCGGCAUGAUGAUCAAGCAGGAGCCCAGGGACUUCACCUACGACUCAGAAGUGCCUAGCUGCCAUUCUGUCUAUUUACGUCAAGACGGCUACCUGGCUCACUCUAACAGGACUGAAGGGUGCAUGUUUGACAAAGUGGCGAGGCAUUUCUAUGACGACACCUGCGUGGUGCCCGAGAAGGUGGAAGGCGACAUCAAGCAGGAGUCGGGCCUGUUCCGGGAGGGCCCGUCGUACCAGCGCAGAGGCUCCCUGCAGCUCUGGCAGUUCCUGGUGGCUCUUCUGGACGAUCCGUCAAACUCCCACUUCAUCGCUUGGACCGGUCGCGGCAUGGAGUUCAAACUCAUUGAGCCGGAGGAGGUCGCUCGCCGCUGGGGCAUCCAGAAGAAUCGUCCAGCGAUGAAUUAUGACAAACUCAGCAGAUCGUUGCGUUACUACUAUGAGAAAGGAAUCAUGCAAAAGGUGGCUGGUGAAAGAUACGUCUACAAGUUCGUGUGCGACCCCGAGGCCUUGUUCUCCAUGGCGUUCCCCGACAAUCAGCGGCCGGUGCUGAAGACAGACGUGGAGCGGCAAAUCAAUGAGGAGGACACCGUGCCGCUGUCGCACUUCGAUGAAAACAUGGCGUACGUGCAGGAGGGGCCCUACUGCCAGCCACACCCCUACAGCGAAGGCUACGUUUAUUAACGUCAGCGUUCAAACCCAAACCUCCACUCUGACUCAUUUAACUGAACACUCCCCUCACAAGCACAGAGGCACGCCCCCUUUUCGUCAGUAUGCUAAACAUUAGCGCAACCUUUCUUCUGUUCUCCUUACGGACGUUCAAGCUGCACAGCAGGGUGGAGAGUGCACUUUAUGGACAGGAAUCGGACUGGACUUGGCUUUUGAUCGUUGUUAAUGUUCGUCCAUGAACGUGGAAAUCAUUCUGUUUUGGGUUCUUUUUGUUUAAAAUUCUCUUUUGAGCAUGUGAUGAAGAAAAGAACCGAUGGAUGGAGUUUCUUUUUUUUCCCCUUUUCAGUCGGCCGCCUCAGCAUCAUCUCACCAUGGAACUUUUGUGAAUAAAAGACAUUGUUAAAAGAUUUGGAGAAAGAACUAUGAAAGAAACGGAAACACUUCCCCUUGUCUGAUAAGACUGUAGGUUCUGCUGUAUCUGGGUCAUUCACUCAUAAGCUAACAAACCCCACGAGAUCCCGAGGGCCUUUGAGAAGCCGGAAGCGUGUUGAGAACUCUCUGCAUCACAUGUGAAUGGCCUGUGUUUGGGAAAAUCAGCAAAGCUCCAGGCUGCUGUAAAAUAACUCUCACUGUUCAAAUUAUUUUAAGUUUGUUUUUUGGUAAUCUUUACGUGCAAUUCCAGGGGGUACCGCAAUCAAUCAGAGAAAAUGUUCACCCGUAAAUUUUUUCUUUUUUUCAGGAUUAAUGCAAGAAAAUCUAAAAGAUCCACCGGUUUUAUUGUUUGUUUAAAGCAUUUUGUUCCAUAAGAACGUCAGGUGUACACUUUGUUUCAAUGUUGUUGCUUUUCAUUAAUGGGUUUCUUUUUGGUCCAACAAGAAGAACUAUUUAAAGUUUAAUAAUGUGGUGAAUAAAAAAAAAACAAGUCCUAUAUUAAUAAUCCACUGUAUAAUUAGGCAAAUUCACAUUUUUGUAGCUGCUUUCUGUUGUGUUUUUUUAAGGCUGAAGAAAAAGUCUUUGGCUGCAGUUCUGCGUUUUUGUUUUUUUAUUUCCUUUUUCUUUGGUUUAAGCAUUAAAGAAGAAGUCGGGUCUGUGGAGCGUCUCGUCUUUGAAGUUCAUGUGUUCGGGAUGGGAUGGAAAAAGAAAAAACAUUCUGUAAUAAAACAAAUCUGAAAAACUGAAAA